Pocillopora meandrina is the source of this 5652-nucleotide messenger RNA. The record is from the annotation of a GenBank genome assembly. NCBI's taxonomy places the organism in Eukaryota, Metazoa, Cnidaria, Anthozoa, Scleractinia, Pocilloporidae.
GUUGAAUGGGAAUGGUUGAUUAUAUUGAACUAUUCAUAUUUGCAAAAUGUAGUCUUUGAUUCAAAUUACUGGCCUUACUCUCAGAUCCUAAUUUCUUGUCUUCCUACAAAUUGUAGAAUGAGCUUGGACACUUAUAUCUCUGGUUCCAAAUUAUUUGUCAGAUAUUACAUACGUGGAGAAUGCAGGGAGGGUGAUAACUGCAGGUUUUCACAUGACAGCAAAGAUGUCCCUGUAAGUAUUACAUAGCUAUUGGAUCAUUAAUUAUUAUUCUGAAUUUAAUAUCUGUUGUGCUUGAUAAGUCAGAUGCAUAGAAAAAUUUAAACUGCUUUAUACACUCACAAGUGGAAGUUUGGUAGUGCCCCUUAGACAAUAACCUUGCAGGAAAAUUGUUGCUCUCAUCUAUGAAAUCAAGAUUUACUGUGCACUAUUUCCUCCUGCAUUUUUCCUUUUAUUUUUUAUAUAACAGCUACUUUUCAUAUGUUAAGGAAAAAUAGACACUUCACUUAGAAAAAUUAUCCACAUUGACCAAACUUACCAUAAUGUUUUCAAUGUUUGACAACAGGCUGAAAGACAGGCAGGCUUUCAUAUUAACCUUUCAACCCCUAAGAGUGAUUAACACCUAAUUUCUCCUUACAAUUUCAACCCUGAAUGUCAAAAGAAUUGAGGAAAUGAUCACCAACUAAAGAAGCUGUGGAUUGUUUAGCAAAUUCUCCUUGUUAGCACCUUCUGAAAUUUAUGGAGAACAGUAUGGAGAAUAUGAAUACUGAUGUUUGGGUAUAAAGGGUUAGGUUAUAAUCUCCAUAGAAAGUUGUUCCAAUUUAAAGUCACACUUGGCUAAUGGAAUCAUAUGUGCUCCCAGGACCCUGCUGGAAAGUGAAGACAAUCUUGGAAGCUUUUCCUAGAGUUCUAAGUUUUCUUCUUUGGAGCUUUUCUAGCUUUCCUAGGUUUCUUUAUCCGGAAGAAAAUUAGAUGCUGGUCACCCUUAGAGGUAAAGGGCUUAAGAUGACCAAGGACAAUGUGUGCUUGUACCCUGAUUGCUACCCAGGGAUUUUUCUUGUCAUUAUAACUUCUGUCAUCUUUGAGCCAAAAAAGGCCUCCUUCCCAGUUACUUUUACAAUAAAAGAUUCAAAAUGCUUUCUCUCUUGCAAGGUUUGCCACUAUUACCAAGAAGGACGCUGCUUAUUUGGAAAAAAUUGUUGGUACAAUCACCCUGAUGAGCAACUUUUCAUGUAAGUCAGUUUAAACUAAAUGUCUAGAUUUGAAUGCAUUGUUAUUAUCUCCUUUGACAGUUGAGUUUCGCAAGGAGAUGCAGAGGCCUAAAAAUUGGCAAAUUGAACUCUGGGUUGUCAAGGGGGGAUUCUAUGUUAUACUCAUUUUUUACUGUCACAGAGUUUUUCUCCACUCAGGAGUAUAGGUAGCUACUGGCAGGGUAGUCUUCUGCUGCUGUUAAAAUCAAAGAUAGCAGCUAUAGUUUUCACCAUGAGAAUUCUGUGCAAUUGUUUGCAAAAGUUAAGCCUGCUCUAUAGGCUAAUUUAGUGUUCUGUAGACUCACUAAUUGAGCCAAAAUUUUUUCUGUCUCCAAAGAAAUUCAGAUAGUAACACCAAAUUGGAGAAAGGUCAGGGAAGUCUAGUCGGGAGCAUUGUUGAUCAUCAUCUCAUUAAUGUAUAUUUAAUUCUUUGUUUUAAGGCCUGCUGUUUAUCCAGCCAUAGCUGUUAUUGGUGAGUGAAAGAUAACAUGUCUAGAUUCACCCAAAUUCAGAGAUAGUUUACCCCUGAGAAUUCAAAUAACCCGAUUUCAGUGAUGUCUUCAACGACCUUUGGCAACCGCACAACUUAUUCCAAGGCCCUCUCUUCUUUCCACCCCUGGGGUUCCCGGAGUUGGGACAAAUAUAGACCCCUGGGACGAUCUGGGUAACCGCGUAGCUAAAGAAGCCUAGGAACGAGGAACCAAACUCUUAAUUUUGUGCCAAAGAAAUCGUUUCUCUUUUGCUCAGCUGUUCUUUGUACAGACCUGUAAGAAAUUUCAUCACCAACCUUUUACGUUUAAACCGACUUUCCAGAGCAAGUUGCAUAAAAAUUUCCUGCAACCGAAACUUGUUACACGCUAUAAACAAUGACAAGGAAUAACUGAAAUUUGUGAAUCAAUAUGGAAGAUGGAGAAAAACUGGAAAUUUCGGAAUGAAACACGUGGCAAGAAGUACUACUCACAACGCAACAUAUUGUUUCAUGCAGGUUUCUUCACAGAUUGCGUUGUAUCAUCUUGUAUACAGCAUUUUAAUCAUUACAUAGUUGUUAGUUUAACUGAACGGUUCUCCCGUUAGAAAUGGGUGCCGUUGAAGCAGGAGGCAACCUUAACUUGCUGUUAGCUGCUGCUGUCGCCGGGGUACAAACAGAUGAUGAUGACAGCAGCAGUGAUGGUGACCAUGGGCGUGACCCUUUGACAUUAGACGAUGCUAUGGAACUGUGGAACAGACUUAAAAAGAGACAAGGUCAGGAACGCGAUGAAUCCUUUUCAAGGCUCGAUUGCCGGGGUCGGGAUAAGCCUUUCAGAGUGUUUCCAUACGAUAAACUGUACUAAACUCCAAUUUUGUGUGGUUCUAACUGAUGAUCUAUUGGAAGAGAGACGCGUAGAUAAUGUCACCAUUGAUUUAUUAUGUUAAACCAGACCGAUGUGCUGCACGUGAUUCCUUUUUGUGGUUAUUAAGAAGUUAUUAAACGACUUAACAUGUCAAUGUGUUAUUGUAGGUCCCACUCCCCUCUCUUGCAAGUAAACUCGACCACAACCAGUUCUUAGUCAGUAUCUUUAUAACUGUUUUCAGCUCGUGAGCAAUCAAGUGAAGCCGAGCAAAUAGAAGAAGACAGCGAUGCAUCAAGUAACGACUCCGACGCGUCUAUCUGCUUAGAGAAACACAUCCACGAGUUCUUUCACGAAAUCCGAAACCACGACUUGAGUUUAUGGGACAUUGAAACGGUGUAUAAGCUCAUCUCUAAUCUAGCUGAACUGUCUAUCAAAGAAUUUGAUGAGUAUAACAUCGCAUUGAGCUUAAUCCUGGGAGAAACUGUCCGUCAUUGGCGCCCGUCUGCCAGUAAUACUGCAGAAUUGUUCUUGAAGAUAUGUGAGAAGGACGGCGCAGAUCUUUCCAGUUUAAUUCUUACGCUGUGUAAUGCGCCAGUUAGAGUCAAAUUUCUGGAGACCCACAUAGCAUGUAUUUUGACGGUCGCGCAAAGGACUUUCACCAAGGAGUGGUCCGCAGAGGCAGUCGGGAAACUUCUUCAAGUUGUCGAAGACAAUGGGUUUAAUAUUGAUGCUACAGAGGUUUUUCAUCGCAUGGGAAAAGAACUAGGGGACCCUGAGUCAUUAGGGAAGCUCGUUCGGGAAUAUCUCCUGGCAACAGGCGAUAAAGAUUCUUUCAAUUGUAGGUGUAAGACGGCUGAAUGUGAAUGUACAGUUACAGUGGACGAAGGACUUGCUUACAUCGUUUUCGCAGGACUGGAGAGGAAGAUGAAUUGGGACGACGAAAAGAAAUUAGCGUUCUUCAGGAGUGCCACAGAUACGUUAUGGGCGCCUGAUGUUUUGAACGAAUUAGGUAACUUUAUUGACUUUGUAUGUGACUUUGAGGCGGUUUUACUAACUUGUCAGCAGCUCUUGGUUAUUAGCUCUCCAGGACGCGCUUACCAUACCUCACUUCACUCUGCUGCUUGUUUCCUUUCGUUUCGCACUUUUGUUGGCGUUUGCUUUGGUUGGCGAUCAAAUGCUUUGGUUGGUGAUCAAAUGCUUUGGUUGGUGAUCAAAUGCUUUGGUUGGUGAUCAAAUGCUUUGGUUGGUGAUCAAAUGCUUUGGUUGGUGAUCAAAUGCUUUGGUUGGUGAUCAAAUGCUUUGGUUGGUGAUCAAAUGCUAUGCUUUGACUUGCCCUUCGUCCGAAAACUGCUACUAAAUAUGGCCUCUUAAGGAGUGAUGGAAAUGUCUGAUGUUUGCUGUGAAUCGUUUGGAAGAAUUUGCACAUAGUGUUGUUUUCGAGUUGUUUCAAUUCUUUGAAAGUCAGAUAUUUUGUCUUGAAGUAAAGAAAUUCCCCACAAACAUAAAAAAACCCAAUUAAAUUAAAUUACAUGCAGUUUUUCUAAAAAUUUUAAAUUCCAUCUUCUAUACAGUGAAUUUUAAGGACCCCAAUUUUAAAUAUUUUUAGAUCUUCUAAUUUUGAUAGGCUACUUUAAUUAUUGUAUUUUACUACAUUUCAUUUUAUUCCAUUUUACGCACGACCCCACAAGCGUGUAGUCGCUUUAACAAUUAUCGUGUUUAAAUAAAGUCUUUGUAUUGUAUUGUAUACAAGGUGAACUUUUCAGUAUAAAGGAUCCCAUGAACGUUUGCCAACCUCGAGUAGACAAACGCCUCAACUGGAAUGCGAAGGAGUUUGUGAAGGCUGAAGAGCGUGCUGCUGCAGAGAGACCGUACACGAAACCAAACAACCCAAGAAAAUAUCAGUGCAAAGGAGCAAGAUGCUCAAACCAGCCCAAGAAAGGGUGCGAAUUUGAAAUGUGUGGACGGUGUUGUAAAAAGAUCGCCGAGCCAUGUUCUGUCCACGACGAUGCGUUUAGUGUAUUUGAGCCCCCAGUUUUUGAACGGAAUUUAAGCUUCUACAUGAUUGAACCCAAAGUUUUCUUCAGGUUUGUAUCCAAAGGAGUUGGUUGUUCAUUUGAAAGCUCAAACCAUAUGCUGAACAAUUCAGAUAAAAACUUAAACCAAUCACGAUUUUCUCUGCAUGUCACGUGGUGUAUUUGUUUUCACGUUGUACUCUCAUUGGUUCCCAUUUUCUUCUUUGUUUUGAUUGGCCAUCGUGAUUGUUACUUGGCUCUUGGUUUUACAACUUAGAUCGAAAUAUUCUCCAACUUACAACACAAACAUAGUAAGGGUAGCUCAAAAAAAAAUUAUGGAUCGCGUAGAGGUCUUGAAAGAUUGGCAAGCACAACUUUUUAACGCAAUGAUUUUCCUCUUCCGACCUCAUCCAACUACCUAUGAGGCUCACAAAUGAUCGGCAGUAUUAUUUAAUUUGAUAAGAAUUUGUUUGCAAUUGUUUGUCGAAUGUGUUUAGUUCUAGGGAUGACCUGGAUGAUAUCAGCGGUAUUCCUACACCAUUCCGAAGUGUUACAUUCGGUUCAGAGUUUUCUGUGCGGGAUGAUGACGUCAUAAAAGCCGUGGACCUCUGCAAGGACAAUUUAGUGGUACUAGAGCUUGGAUCCUCAGACACAGGGACUGGCGUACGGUUGUCAGAUGUGGCCGUGCACCACAUUGCCAGCAACUGUCCCAAUCUGCGCAAACUCCGUUUGGAGUCAGUCACUGGUGCUACCGAUGCCGCGGUCAUUGACGUUAUGUACAGGUGCCCGUUAAUGGAAGAACUAGAAGUCAGUGGUCAUGACCGCAGUUCGGGUUCCCUGACGGAUGAAUGUAUCAAGCGUUUGUUUGACAUGAGUGUGUUACCAAACUUGAAGGGAUUGAUCAUCACUGAUCAAAUGCGCGUGCGCCAUGAUGUGGUGUAUCGACUGCGCAGGCGUCGACCCAAGCUGAAAAUCAUCGCUGGCGACACUGACAGCGACAGCAUGGCGCAUUCUAUGGUGCUAGGAAUGAUGGGGAUGUGUUAUGGAGACGGGCUAUAUUAA